This is a messenger RNA of Cadophora gregata, 1020 nucleotides long. RefSeq lists its product as uncharacterized. The transcript is spliced from 4 exons. Bases 1 to 1020 code for a protein of 339 amino acids. The record is from RefSeq and is a predicted model, not a curated record. Lineage: Eukaryota; Fungi; Ascomycota; Leotiomycetes; Helotiales; Ploettnerulaceae.
AUGGAACUUGUGGUGGCUCGACAGGUUGGGUCUGUGAUCCUUCUUGUGGUGCGUGUUGCUCCAAAGAUGGUCGUUGUGGCCGCAGUGAGGCAUUCUGCGGCGAUGGCUGGCAAGUCAAUCAGCACAACCUGUUUCAGCCUCAAGCCGGUAACUGCAACGCACCAACCACGAAGCCACCAGGACCAGGAGAUUCAUCACCAGACGGAUCUUGCGGCGGUACCAACCAGUUCAUCUGUAAAGGCACCGGCUUUGGGGACUGCUGUUCAGCCAGCAACUUCUGUGGCAACUCAACAGCCCACUGCGGGGCAGGAUGUCAAUCAGGCUUCGGUUCCUGCUCAAACGACAAAACAUCGCCUGAUGGAACAUGCGGCGGGUCUACCGGAUAUUCAUGUAUCGGCUCUGGCAAGGGAGAUUGCUGUAGCUCCUCCGGUUAUUGCGGUUCUGGAUCAAGCUUCUGUGGUGGUGGUUGUCAGUCACAGUUCGGGUCGUGCUCAACUGACAAGACAUCUCCUGAUGGGACCUGUGGUGGGGCCAAUGGAUAUGCCUGCACAGGCUCUACGUAUGGGACUUACUGUAGUAGCUCUGGCUAUUACGGUAGUUCAACAACGUUCUGUGGCUCUGGGUGUCAAGUGGCGUUUGGGACAUGCACUGGUGGUAACAUAUUUCCAGAUGGGACAUGUGGUGGUGCCAAGAAAUACCAGUGCACAGGGUCCAGUUUCGGUGAUUGCUGUAGUACACAGGGCUACUGUGGCAGCGACUCCCUUCACUGUGCCUCCACGAGCUGUCAAACGGCGUACGGAACAUGUCUUGCUCCCACCACAACAUCGACCAAAAUUCCAGCACCAAGUAAUAUCUCACAAGAUGAAGCUUGUGGUACCAAUGGGAAGACCUGUACAGGAAGCACAUUCGGAGGGUGCUGUAGCUCGAAUAAUUACUGCGGCAAAGACGUCAAUCAUUGUGCCCAAGGCUGUCAAACCAAGUUCUCGAAUCUCUGCCAGACAUCAAAUGUCGCCUCCUUAA